Messenger RNA from Neurospora tetrasperma FGSC 2508, 702 nucleotides. RefSeq lists its product as uncharacterized. The record is from RefSeq and is a predicted model, not a curated record. NCBI's taxonomy places the organism in Eukaryota, Fungi, Ascomycota, Sordariomycetes, Sordariales, Sordariaceae. The annotation marks the transcript as partial. The transcript has 3 exons.
AUGAAGUUCAGCAGCGCUCUCGCUUUCCUGGCUGCGGCCGGAGCCCAGGCUCACUACACUUUCCCCAAGGGCUACUCCACUGGCGCCGUCUCCGGAGAAUAUGAACACAUCCGCAUGACCGAGAACCAUUACAGCCGCGGCCCCGUUGCCGACGUCACCUCGGAAUCCAUGACCUGCUACGAGCUCAACCCCGGCACUGGCGCCGACAAGACUUUGUCCGUCGCGGCCGGGUCCAACUACACGUUUGUCGUUGGCGACAACAUCGGCCAUCCCGGUCCCUUGCACUUUUACAUGGCCAAGGUCCCCGAGGGCAAGACGGCUGCCACUUUUGAUGGCAAGGGCGCCGUUUGGUUCAAGAUUUACCAGGAUGGACCCCUGGGACUGGGAACCGGCGAGCUCACGUGGCCUAGUGCUGGCGCCACCGAGGUCUCCGUCAAGCUCCCCUCCUGCCUUGAGUCAGGCGAGUACCUCCUCCGUGUGGAGCACAUUGCUCUGCACAGCGCCGGCACCGUCGGUGGCGCGCAGCUGUACAUUGCGUGCGCGCAGCUCAACGUGACGGGCGGCACCGGCACCAUCAACACCAGCGGCAAGCUGGUUUCCUUCCCCGGCGCGUACAAUGCCACCGACCCCGGCCUCUUGUUCAACCUCUACUACCCUGUUCCUACCAGCUAUACCAACCCCGGUCCCGCUGUUGCCACUUGC